AUGAAGCUCUUGUCUAUCCUUUCUACUCGUCCAGGCACGUUUGCUUUAACAGGUUACUUUAGUGAAUUCAAAAAUCUCCCGUUUGCUGACCGAGAAAAGAUUAUCUUGGGUUGGAAGAACUCAUAUGUACCAAGUUUAAGAACGAUCUAUAAAAGUUUUCAUGCCCUGGCCUGUCUUCCUGCAUACAAGGGCCAUAUUCAAGCUUUUACAGAUGCAAUGCAUUAUGACAUUAAAAACGAUACCGUAUAUGACGAUUUACCCGAGAGAUUACCCAUGAUGUCCUUUGAUGAAGUAAAGGAUAACAUGCACUUUGACGUUAUCAUCGUUGGAAGCGGCGCAGGAGGAGGCGUGGUCGCAAGUCAAUUAGCACAGGCUGGGAAAUCAGUGCUAGUGAUUGAAAAGGGAAAAUACUAUCAUGAAAAUGAUUUUAUUCAUACUGAACAAGAUGGUUUUGAGAAUCUAUAUGAACAUGGUGGAUUUGCUCCUUCAUUGGACGGGUCUAUUUCUAUUGCAUCAGGCAGCGUCUUUGGUGGAGGAACCACAGUCAAUUGGUGUGCAUCUCUUAAAUUGCAGCAUUUUGUUCGUGAAGAGUGGGCAAAGCAAGGACUGUCUUACUUUACUUCACCCAAGUUUACAAAAGAUGUCGAUAGAGUAUUUGAGCGUAUUGGUGCAACCACAGAAGGUGUGAGGCACAACGGCUCAAAUCAAGUUCUAAUCGAUGGUUGCCGAGCUUUAGGAUACCCAGUAUCAGAUAUUCCGCAAAACACAAGCGGACGACCCCACGAGUGCAACUCGUGUUAUGCUGGCUGCAGAGCCGGUAUCAAGAAUGGUACGAUGAACACAUGGCUUCGAGACGCUUAUCAACAUAAGGCUCGCUUUUUGGAAAAGACCAAGGUGAAUAAGGUCCUGAUUAAGCACGGCAAGGCUGUAGGCGUAGAGUGCCUCGUUAAUUAUGACAAAAAAGUUCGUAUUAGAGCGAGUCAGGUCGUCAUUGCUGGUGGUUCUUUGCAGUCACCUGGUAUUUUGAUCCGCAGCGGUUUAAAGAAUAAGAAUAUUGGUCAGAACUUGCGUCUGCAUCCAUGCACUAUUGUCGUCGGUUUCUUUGAUCGCAAGAUCCGAACGUUUGAAGGCUCAAUCAUGACAGCUGUCAGUGGUGUUGCAGAAAAUUUGGAAAAUGACGGAUAUGGAUGCAAGCUGGAGGUGCCUUGUCUUCAACCCGGUGCUUAUUCAACCAUUCUUCCUUGGCGCGGUGCUGCUGAGCAUAAGGAAAUCAUGAUGCGCUAUGAACACUGUGCUCCUAUUCUUAUCUUGUCUCGUGAUAAGGACUCUAAGGGAUCUGUGACUUAUGAUAAGGAUGAUAACCCCAUUGUGAACUUUACUGUGUCAAAUAGAGACCGUCGAUCUCUUCUUGAAGGAAUACUUCGUUCAUUGGACAUUUUGGUUGCUGCUGGUGCUCGCGAAGUCCACACUGGACAGUUUGGUGUCGAUGGAUUCAAGUUUAAGGAAGAGGAAGAAACAAGGAUAGAUAACCCGAGAUACGUUGCUUGGAAAAAUGGUGUAAGCAGCUAUGGUCUUCCUCGUGAUGGAUUCAACAUGUUUUGUGCACAUCAAAUGGGAACAAACCGAAUGGGUAUCUCGCCAAAGGCAUCCGUUGUUAAGCCUACAGGAGAGACAUGGGAAGUCAAAAACCUCUAUGUUGCUGAUGCCUCUGUUUUCCCUACCGCUACUGGUGUAAACCCAAUGGUGACAGUCGAGACGGUUGCACUGCAUAUUGCUGAUUGUAUCAACAGCAAUGCUCAAUCAAAGCUUUAA
Messenger RNA from Rhizopus microsporus ATCC 52813, 1812 nucleotides. RefSeq names its product long-chain fatty alcohol dehydrogenase. The record is from RefSeq and is a predicted model, not a curated record. The transcript has 6 exons. NCBI's taxonomy places the organism in Eukaryota, Fungi, Mucoromycota, Mucoromycetes, Mucorales, Rhizopodaceae. Gene Ontology annotation, molecular function: long-chain-alcohol oxidase activity; flavin adenine dinucleotide binding. Bases 1 to 1812 code for a protein of 603 amino acids.